AUGGGUUCCAUUUUGUUUGAUGAGCUAUGUGAAAAGCUAACACCAUUCAUAGCAAAGAAAAACACCACUAUGAGAGAUGCUAUAUCUGUUCUUGAUCGCUUGUGUGUAACAUUAAAGUUCUUAGCAUCAGGAUGCUCAUACAAAGAUUUGAUGUACAAUUUCAGAAUAUCAGUUUCAUCUAUUUCAAGAAUUGUACCUGAGGUUUGUGAAGCUUUGUAUAAUGUGCUGAAGGAAGAAUAUUUAAAGCCAACCACAACAAAGCAACAAUGGUUACACAUUGCCAAUGAAUUUAAGUGCAAAUGGUACUUUCCCCAUGCAGUUGGCAACAUUGAUGGUAAACAUAUCAACUUGUAUGCACCUCCAAACUCAGCGUCUGAGUACUUUAACUAUAAAAAACAUUUUAGCAUAGUCCUCUUAGCUAUUGAAGAUGAAAAUGCUAAAUUCAUCUCAUUUGAUCUUGAAGCCCCUGGCAACCAGUCAGAUGGAAGAAUUUUUAAAGACAGUCACCUUAAAAACAUAUGCAAGACAUGCUAUUUCCCACAAGCUGAAGAACUAAGAGAUACAUUAUUGCCUAUACCUUACUUUCUGCUUGGAGAUGAGGCAUUUGCUUUGAAUGAAAAUCUAAUGAAACCAUAUCCACACCAGACUGCAAUAGGUGAUGAGAAAGUUUUUAACUAUAGACUUUCACGAGCACAAAGAAUUGUCGAAAAUGCAUUUGUAUUGAUGUGUAGUCAAUUCAGAUGUCUUUUGAGAACAUUGGAGUUGGAUGUUCCAAAUGCAAUGCAGGUGGUGAGGGCCUGUAUGGCAUUGCAUAACCUUUUGAUUAGUCAGAAGGACAGGGUCAGGGAAGGAAAUGUUGUGAAUGGUUCUUGGAGAACACAAUUAGGCGAUGAAAAUGAAGUAUGUGACAUCCAGCCAAAUGCCAGUGCCCGCCCAUCAUCAAUUCAUGCAAGACAAAUCAGAAAUGCUCUUAAAGACUAUUUCUUUGACGAAGGGGCAGUUGAUUUUCAAUGGACAAUGACAAACUACAAAAUUAUAACAGAGGUUACUUACGGUUACAUAGAAGGUAAUUAUUUUGCAGGAAAAAUUGCUUGGGAAUGA
This is a messenger RNA of Xenia sp. Carnegie-2017, 1101 nucleotides long. Its product is annotated as putative nuclease HARBI1. NCBI's taxonomy places the organism in Eukaryota, Metazoa, Cnidaria, Anthozoa, Malacalcyonacea, Xeniidae. The record is from RefSeq and is a predicted model, not a curated record. The coding region runs from base 1 to 1101 and encodes 366 amino acids. The transcript has a single exon.